Messenger RNA from Zingiber officinale, 384 nucleotides. Its product is annotated as uracil-DNA glycosylase, mitochondrial-like. Lineage: Eukaryota; Viridiplantae; Streptophyta; Magnoliopsida; Zingiberales; Zingiberaceae. The record is from RefSeq and is a predicted model, not a curated record. Bases 1 to 384 code for a protein of 127 amino acids. The transcript has a single exon.
AUGCAUUCCUCCUCCAAAGCCCUAGGCGAGCUCCUCCGCUCGCCGAAGCGUCUCCGCCCGAUCUCCCUCUCCCCGGAAUCCAUGACCCUCAAAUCCCCCCUCUCCACCCUCCACGCCCCUCCUCUUGUCGCCGGUGAACACCCCUCCGCACUCACGUCGGAGCAGGCGAAGAGGGCGAAGAGGGUCGACGCCGGCCGAUCCCUUUCCCGAUGGAAGCAGAACCUCAGUAUCUGUUCCGAAAGGAUCGCGACAAGGAAAGGUACUCAUUCCGAUCCGUAUGUGAAGCUGGGAGAGCUCUUGGUCGAGGAGGCAUGGCUGGAGGCUCUCCCCGGCGAGCUUCAGAAACCCUACGCGCAGAACCUGUGCAGGUUUGUGGAGAUGUAG